This is a messenger RNA of Arabidopsis thaliana (thale cress), 694 nucleotides long. Its product is annotated as COMPLEX 1 LYR-like protein. NCBI's taxonomy places the organism in Eukaryota, Viridiplantae, Streptophyta, Magnoliopsida, Brassicales, Brassicaceae. Bases 174 to 449 code for a protein of 91 amino acids. The record is from RefSeq and is marked reviewed. The transcript has 2 exons.
AAAAAGGGUUUUAAUGCAAAUUUUUCCUUUUCCAAUUAAUAACUUAGCAAAUUUACUCUUUAGUCCUUCGCCUCCCGCUUCCGCCACUCUCGCUCACUGGAUCAUCGCCGUCCGGUGAAAAUCUCUCACAGCUGAAGGACAUUCUCGUUUCCAAUUUUGUUAAAGACGAAGCCAUGAAGAGUCUGAUAUGGUUAACAGCAGAAGAGGCUGCAAAGAACAGAGGAAAAGUUCUUUCUUUGUAUCGACAAUUACUUAGGAGCAUUAACUCGCCAAAAUUGCAGCUUAGUUAUGCUUCAAGACUUGCGAAGAAAGCUGAGGUUAGGACCAUCUUCUUGUUUGGCUCUGAGGAGAUUUCGAAACACAAUGUCGCUGAUCUCAUCCGUACUGGUGAAUAUGCUCUUUCUCAAUUGAAACAAGGCAAAAUCCCCAACAACUCUACUCAGUAUUGAGUCAUCAUUGUCACACAUCCAUGGAUAUAUAUGGCUUCACUUGCUGCUCUUUUCUAUCUUUGUCAUGUUUUUGGUAUUACAAGAUGAUGGUUUAGCAAACAUGUCGUAUGUUUUUGCAUAUUGCUCAGUGUAUCCCAAUAAUCAUUAAUGAUAAGUUUGAGAAGAACAACACAAUGCAUAAGUGAGAUUGUCCAAAUUGAUGAAAACUCAUGUAAAAUGAUAUUAGUAGAAUGCUUUUUUUUUUG